This is a messenger RNA of Aspergillus chevalieri, 459 nucleotides long. RefSeq lists its product as uncharacterized. The record is from RefSeq and is a predicted model, not a curated record. The transcript has a single exon. NCBI's taxonomy places the organism in Eukaryota, Fungi, Ascomycota, Eurotiomycetes, Eurotiales, Aspergillaceae. Bases 1 to 459 code for a protein of 152 amino acids.
AUGGAAUCCAAGAGUCGGAAUUGUGCUUCUUGUACCCGUCAUGGUCGGAAGUGUGAAAAACGAUUUCAUAGCGAUAAGGAGUGGCGUGAUCUUAAUCGCGAGCAAGAUCGUAUUGAAAAAGAGAUUCAUGAGGCAGAGGAAGCUUCUGCCAAAAUAUUUGCGAAAUUAAUGCGUCUUCGUCGUCAACAGCAAUUUCUCAAGGAGCGUGGUGGUCGUAUGUUGGAGCAUGAUUCUAAUCUUAUGGAGCGGUUGGAUGAGGAGGAUCCCUUGAGUGCUGAGGAUCUCCAAGAGCUUGAGCGUCUUGCUGAUGAGCAAGAGGCUGCUCAACUUGCUGCUGUGUCAAACGAUCCUAGUUUGACUCAGAUGAUGAAUUCUCCUUCCUUCUGGGAGAACUUCGAUUCUGCUGUCGCUGGUGGUAUUCCUUCACCAGUUGGUGGCAACCAGUCAAGUUCGCGAUAG